AUGACAACACCGUCUAAAUCAGUAUAUAUUCCCAUCAAUGAUCAAACACCAUUAUCAUUCUUCUUAGAUUUGGGUCCUCUUUGUAGUAAUGAGAAUUACGCUGAAUGUCAUCAAUUAGCUCAAGAUAAUUUCAUGAGAUGUGAUGAAGAUGAUAAAUCAUGUUGUUGUUAUUAUAUUAAUGUGGUUCAUCAAGAAUGUCGUCAAUUAUGUUCUACAUUUCAUCAUGAAACUUAUUAUCGAUUAAAAGCAUUAUGUUCCAAAGUUGAUUAUCAAACUAUCAUUGAUACGUUACCAGCUGAGAAUAUAGGUAGAAUCAUUCCUCCUUCAUUAAGUAAUAAUAGUGAUUCAACCACAACUACAACAUCCUCUACAACUACAACUAGUACCACCAAUAUCAAUCAAUUUUAUAAUAAUAAUAAAACUAAAUUAAGAAAUGAUUGGAAAUCAUCAUAUCCUAAACAUUCCCUUGAUUAUGAUUAUUAUAAUAGUGAAGAAGGUUAUCAUCAUUAUCAUCAAUCUAAUUCUAAUAUUAAACAAAUUAUAAAUUCUAAAUUAUUUAUUGGAUUAAUAUGUAUAUUAAUUCCUGUUUAUAUAUUUAAUAAUAUGUGA
Molecule: messenger RNA, 609 nt
Organism: Scheffersomyces coipomensis
Lineage: Eukaryota; Fungi; Ascomycota; Pichiomycetes; Serinales; Debaryomycetaceae
Exons: 3
Coding region: 1-609 (202 amino acids)
Source: RefSeq, a predicted model, not a curated record